Messenger RNA from Anolis sagrei ordinatus, 3074 nucleotides. The record is from RefSeq and is a predicted model, not a curated record. Lineage: Eukaryota; Metazoa; Chordata; Lepidosauria; Squamata; Anolidae.
AUCUCUGCUGCUGCUGCGUCUGCGUCUGCGCCUGCGUCUGCGCCCCUCGGCCUCUGCGGAUAGUUGGGUGUUGCUGUGGGAAGCCCCUUCCUCUCUGACUUCCGGCGUGUUUCCUCCUUGCAGGGCUUCUCCCCCUCGGUCCCCUCCAUGUGCCGGUGAGGAGCGGGUGCCAGGAUGUCCUCCUCCUCCGCGUCCUCGUCGUCCUCGUCCUGCUCCCCGGCAGAGGGCCAGAUCGCUGGGCUGUACGACCUGGAGGGCACGCUGGGCAAGGGCCACUUUGCGGUGGUGCGCCUGGCCCGGCACGUCUUCACGGGGGAGCGGGUGGCGGUGAAGGUGAUCGACAAGGGCAAGCUGCGGGGGGGCGGGGCGGUGGCGCAGCUGCUGCAGGAGGUGCGCUGCAUGAAGCUGGUGCAGCACCCCAACGUGGUGCGCCUGUACGAGGUCAUCGACACGCAGGCCAAGCUGUACCUCAUCCUGGAGCUGGGCAGCGGCGGGGACAUGUUCGACCACCUCCUGCGCCACGAGGGCGGCCUGGGCGAGGAGCGCGCCAAGCACUACUUCGCCCAGAUCGUCCACGCCAUCGCCUACUGCCACCGCCUCCACGUGGUGCACCGCGACCUCAAGCCCGAGAACGUGGUCUUCUUCCAGGAGCAGAGCGUGGUCAAGCUCACCGACUUCGGAUUCAGCAACUGCUUCCAGCCGGGCAGCAUGCUGGCCACGUCCUGCGGCUCCCUGGCCUACUCCGCCCCCGAGAUCCUGCUGGGCGACGAGUACGAGGCCCCCGCCGUCGAUAUCUGGAGCCUGGGGGUCAUCCUCUUCAUGCUAGUCUGUGGGCAGCCCCCCUUCCAAGAGGCCAACGACAGCGAGACCCUCACCAUGAUCCUGGACUGCCGCUAUGUCAUCCCCCCGAGCGUCUCCUCGUCCUGCGCAGACCUGAUCUCCCGCAUGCUGAGGCGGGACCCCCGGAGCAGGGCCUCCCUGGAGGAGAUUGAGGGCCACCCGUGGCUCCGGGGCGUGGACCCCUCCCCGGCCAGCCGCUCCCUCCUGCCCCUGACCUCCCACCGCAGGGUCUCCCAGGAGGAGCACGAGAUCAUCCUCCAGGCUAUGAUGUGCGGAAACAUCGCUGAAGACCGGGAGACCAUCCAGGAGGCCCUGGAGGCAGACCGCUACAACCACAUAACGGCCACCUACUUCCUCCUGGCUGAGAGGAUCCUGCGGGAGAAGCAAGAGAAGGAGAGCCGGACCUCCAACCCCCGUCUGGCGGAGGACGCCUUGACUCAGUCAGUGCAGAGCAGUGAGGCCGGCCCCCCCGGGAAGCCCCCCCAGCGCCGCUUCUCGGCGGCAACGGCAGCAACGGGAGAAGGCCCCCCCUGCAGCUUCCGGGAGCAGCCCAUCCGGGCCCUGAUCCGGCCCUCGCUGGUGGAGACCCCCGUCACCAAGAGCACGCUGGCGCUGCAGCAGAUCUCGGAGGAGGAGGAUGACGAGCAGGAGGGGGGCGAGGAGGAGGAGGGGGAGGGGGCCGGGCUGCUGCUCCUCCGGCGCCGGACCUCCUCCCUCAACCAGGAGCAGAUCAGCUGCUUCCAGAGCGCCAAGGCCGCCCUGCUCUUCGGGAGGAGCCCUGCCCCCCACGGCCGGCCGGCACCCGCCUUCCCACAGCCCCACGGCAGCGCUUGUGCAGACCCCCAGACACAGGCGAAAGAGGAGGAGGGGGAAGGAGCCGGGAGCAGCAGCAGCAAAGGGGGCCACACCACAGAAGGCCCCAAAAGCGACCCCGAAGCACCAGGAGGAUGCAGAAGUGGCAGAGAAGACAGUGACGGGGGGCAGCACCAGGGCAAGGGUCGGCCCUUGUCGGUCAAGGAGGGAAAGGCCUGCGAGGCGGAGGGGGGAGGCAAUCCCUCCCCGGCCCCCCAACCCCCGACCCCCCCUCAAGACGGAGGCGGGGCCCACGGGAGCAGCGAGGGGCCCUCCGCGGAGUCCGCCUCCUCCGCCAAAGGCAAGGGCGCCAACCUGAAGGAGCGGAUCCUGCAGUUCCCGCUCUGCGAGAAGGCCCUGGCCUUCCGGAUGCGCCCCUCCCCGAAGGAGAGCCUCCUGUCCUUGGGCCAGUUCAACUGCUGCCACGUCAUCUAGGGCAUGCAUUCCCCCCUCCCUGCAAGCGUGGGAGCGGUCAGAGGUCACGGCUUCGGACCCCGCUGUCCCUCGACUCCAGCCCCGUGCCGCCACUGCAGAGCGGGCUCGAUCCCGGACGAGCCCCCAAGAGAAGUGCAGGGCGGUGUCGUCCGUCUCCUCUCCUGCAUGCUGGGCCCCCUUCUCCUCUUUCUCGUCCUCCUUCUCUUCUUGGGGGGUCUUUGUGUGCGUGGCCCCCUCCCCAAAUAGGGGGGAAUAGGAGUGGGUCAGCCAAAAGAAGUGGGGGGGGGCGGUAAACUUUAGACCCCCUCCAGGUGUUUUAGACAGCAACUCCCAGAAUUGUGGAAGUUGCAGCCCAAAACAUCUGGAGGGAUGAAGUUUGCCCAGGUCUGUUCCAGCCCCACUGGAUGGGGACCCCCCCCCCCCAAUUAUAUGCUACGAUGCCAAGAAGGGAGUGCUUGCAGCCCACGGUUUCUCUCCUUCCUUCCUUCCUUCCUUCCUUCCUUCCUUCCUUCCUUCCUUCCUUCCUUCGGCCCCAAAGAGCAUGACUUCCCUUUGCAAAGCAUCCCGACUACUAACGAGGAGGACAGGUGUUUUUUUAAUAUAGCAGUGACACUAUUUUUAAAAGAAAUGCCAUAUAGUCUAUUUUAAUGUAAUGUAGAGAGAUAGAGCCCUGACCCCCCCCCUCCCCUCCGCCCUUGGGAAGCAAAUGCACUUUUGAGGAGUGAAGUAGCCAUGAUGGGUAAGCCCCCCCCCCAAUUCCCUCCCCCAAAUUGCCAGGAAAGCCUUUUCCCCCAAUGGGAGGAGUUGGCUAUUAUUUGGGAUGAGAUGAAUGGAGGAGAAGGAGAGAGAGAGAGAGCGAGAGAGAGAGAGAAUGGGAGGGAAUGAGAGAAAGGGAGUGAGAGGGAGGGAGGGGGGAGUCCCCAGGUGUGUUUCCCCCAGUGCCCCCC